Messenger RNA from Rhododendron vialii, 2418 nucleotides. RefSeq names its product protein DETOXIFICATION 40-like. The transcript has 8 exons. Gene Ontology annotation, molecular function: xenobiotic transmembrane transporter activity; antiporter activity. Lineage: Eukaryota; Viridiplantae; Streptophyta; Magnoliopsida; Ericales; Ericaceae. The record is from RefSeq and is a predicted model, not a curated record. Gene Ontology annotation, biological process: xenobiotic detoxification by transmembrane export across the plasma membrane. Gene Ontology annotation, cellular component: membrane. The coding region runs from base 108 to 1694 and encodes 528 amino acids.
CGAAGGAGUAGUAUAAUAUACUAUUGUUUUGAUCACUCUUUCAAUCCUAUAUAAAACCCAUGAAUUAGACAACCUCUCCUCGUAACCAAACAAACCCAUAUAGAAAGAUGGUGACAAGCAUCGAGUCUCACACUACUGAUGAGCUCCGCCAACCCAUCUUACAACCCAAUCCACCGCCACCAUCAGAACCACCGUCCGCCGCAUACCAGCCAAACUCCGAGCUAGAAAAAGUGCUAUCAGACACCCAACUACCACCCUUCAAGCGGCUGCGGCUGGCCAGCUGGAUUGAAUUAAAGCUGCUGUUCCGCCUCGCCGGACCGGCGGUGAUGGUGUACUUGAUUAACAACUCUAUGUCUGUGUCCACCCGGAUUUUCUGCGGCCACCUCGGGAACCUCGAGCUCGCGGCCGCCUCUCUCGGCAACCAGGGCAUCCAGUUGUUUGCUUACGGCCUCAUGCUUGGAAUGGGAAGUGCGGUGGAGACUCUCUGCGGUCAAGCGUAUGGAGCCCACAAGUACGAAAUGCUUGGGGUCUACCUCCAGAGAGCAACGGUGGUACUCUCCGCAACCGCUAUCCCGUUAACGGUGAUCUACCUCCUAUCGGAAAAGAUCCUUUUACUACUGGGGGAAUCAACGGCUGUGGCGUACGAAGCGGCGAUUUUCGUCUACGGACUCAUCCCACAGAUCUUUGCGUACGCCGUCAAUUUCCCAAUACAGAAGUUCCUGCAGUCGCAGAGCAUCGUGGCCCCCAGCAUGUACAUCUCAGCGUCCACUCUUGUGCUGCACCUGGUGCUAAGCUGGGUGGUGGUGUACAAGAUUGGGGCGGGGUUGAUAGGGGCGUCACUGGUGCUGAGCCUGUCGUGGUGGAUCAUAGUGGGGGCCCAGUUCAUUUACAUCUUGGUGAGCGAUAAGUGUAAGGCCACGUGGACCGGCUUCAGAACGGAGGCCUUCUCUGGGCUAUGGGAGUUCGUGAAAUUAUCAUCUGCGUCGGCAGUGAUGCUGUGCCUGGAGACGUGGUACAUGCAGAUUCUGGUGCUGGUUGCCGGACUGCUCCCAGACCCUGAGCUUGCCUUGGAUGCUCUCUCCGUCUGCUUGUCGAUAAACGGGCUACUUUUUAUGGUUUCUGUUGGCUUCAAUGCAGCUGCUAGUGUAAGGGUUGGAAAUGAGCUUGGAGCAGGGAAUCCGAAAUCGGCAGCUUUUUCUGUAUUAGUGGUGAAUCUAGUCUCUUUUGUCAUCGCCAUCAUCGAAGCAAUGGUGGUUCUAUCUCUCCGGCAUGUCAUCAGCUAUGCCUUCACUAGCGGCGAGACGGUGGCUGAUGCUGUCUCUGAACUCUGUCCAUUCCUUGCCGUCACUCUCAUUCUCAAUGGGGUCCAACCAGUCUUGUCCGGUGUGGCUGUUGGGUGUGGAUGGCAAGCAUUCGUGGCGUAUGUGAAUGUGGGAUGUUAUUACUUUGUUGGACUCCCAAUCGGCUGUGUUCUCGGCUUUAAGUUUGAUCUCGGCGCUAAGGGGAUAUGGUCCGGAAUGAUUGGGGGAACAGUAAUGCAGACCAGCAUCUUAAUUUGGACAACUUAUCGAACAGACUGGAACAAAGAGGUGGAGAAAGCUAAGAACCGUUUGAAAAAAUGGGAUGACAUAAAUGAGCCACUCCUAAAGGACUCCACUGAUGCUGAAGAAGCUCUCAAUGUUGCUUCUCAAUAACUAGAGAAUUGGGCUGAAGGAUUACACCUUUACAUCUAUCAUUUUUGUCAUAACUAGUGGUGAAAUUUUCUGCUCCCUCCGUCCCUAAAUAAGUAUUCGGAGCGCGCAAAUCUAAGCCUUUAAAAAAAUGCAUUUGUUUCGCUAAAAAAAUCAAUUUUUUUUCACAAAUGAAUAGAUAGCAAUGAGUUCUAUUAGAUUGUAAAAAAAAAAUUAGAUUUUUUAACAAAAAAUAUGCUUCUUUUAUAAGGCCUAGGUUUGCGCGCCGGACACUUAUUUAGGGACGGAGGGAGUAUUAGUUUACCAUUCUUAAUUAUCGAUCACUCUCAAAGAAACGGCAUGGUUUUGUUGAGGUUUUGUUUCUGGCAUGAAUUUGGGAACUGAUGUAAAGUGGGUCACGGCUACGUUCUUUGAGCGAUUGGAUCAAGCACAGCCCCAGCCACACUAGAGGCGGGGCGACGGUGGCAGAUUGACCUGUGGGCCUCAGGAUUGAUGCGAAACGGCCCACUGAUCAAUACUCAUCGUCCUACGGAAGAUGAUCAACGAUGCUUUUCGGCUGUUCGAUGUUGUUUAGCCUUCCAAAAGGUCUAUUUUACUGUUUAUAUUAUUAUUUAGAUUGCUAAUAACUUUUGUAUGAUGAAUUUGUGGAUGGAUUUGUUUUUGGGAAAAAAGAGGACUAAAGAAGAGAUAAGAAUAUACUGGACUUAAGAUCCAGAGCUAGUUUUUC